This is a messenger RNA of Brassica oleracea var. oleracea, 1087 nucleotides long. RefSeq names its product glutathione S-transferase T3-like. The record is from RefSeq and is a predicted model, not a curated record. Lineage: Eukaryota; Viridiplantae; Streptophyta; Magnoliopsida; Brassicales; Brassicaceae. The transcript is spliced from 2 exons. The annotation marks the transcript as partial.
AUGGAUUCAAACAAUAAUCCUAGUCAGUCUCAAUCAUACUUUAGUCUUCUUAACUUCCCUUAUGAUAGAUUCUCUCCCAGUGUAAACUUCUCCUCUUCUCAAACCCAAACCCCUUUUCUUAGUCCACAACCGAGUUCCCAGCCGAGUCAACCUCCUAGUCAAGCAGAAGAGACACCAGAAGAGCGUAGAGAGAGAAGGAUAUGGUCCACACAAGAUGACUUAGUCCUAAUAAGUGGCUGGUUAAACACAUCGAAGGAUUCCAUUGUUGGCAAUGACCAAAGGGGUGGGUGCUUUUGGAAGCGUAUAGCCGAUUAUUAUGCAUCAAGUACUCAUGUACUUGAUGGUGCUGAGCCAAGAAACCAUGAGCAUUGUAGACAACGGUGGCAAAAGAUUUCUCGCGAAGUGAGCAGGUUCUGUGGAACCUAUGCAGAUGCAAAGGGUGAGAAAGCUAGUGGGAUGAAUGAUUUGGACAUUCUGCAGAAUGCUCACAAAAUCUUCACUUUGCUGUAUAAGAAGAAGUUUGGUUUGGAGUAUGCGUGGAAUGUCCUGCGGUUUGAACAGAAAUGGUGCGACCACACCCCUAUGAACCCAACUCCGAAGACAACCAGCUCUAACAAGAGAAAAGCCGAUGAUGCAGCACCAUCUACAGUAUCUGUUGUUGGUGAGCAUGAGAGCAGGCCUCCUGGUAUAAAGGCCAUGAAAAGGUUAAGGAACAAAGGGAAAGACAAGGAUGCCCCAGCUUCGAACAUUAGUCAGAUAUGGGAGAUCAAACAGAAAGAUUUGGACGUGAAGAAAGAACUCCAAAAGAUGUCACUUCUUGAUACCCUCAUUGCCCGCAAUGACACUCUUGAUGAAGAUGAGAAAGUCAUUAAAAAGAGCCUAAUGCCCCAUUACUAUGCUCUGCAACUUGGUCUUGCUGAGGUUGGAUACACUGGCUGUGAAGAGGAGGCUCAAGCUGAACCUGAUUACGGAACACAACUGAUGCAGCUCAGGGAUCUGCAAAGCCUUGCAGACCAGAGGGUGGUGCACCUGGAGAGGGUUUCAGAGCAGAGGUUGGUCAACCUGGAGAGGCUUGUUGCUGAGUUAG